GCGCGCUUCUCUCCCACCGCAACAGUUCCGCGCGGACGCAAUGGCGUUCCGACGCGCACUGCCACCAGUCAAAUUCAAAGACGCGAACUAGUCAUUCCACAUUCAAAAUAUUUAUUUUUCUUUUUUAAGACUGACACGAACACUGAUAUUUAACACUUUAACACUAUAAUGACAGACGUGUGACUAUUAUGACGGGUGACAAGUGAGUGACAAAAUGACUGUGACUAUGACUUAAGGAUUGACUUGACUUUGACUGUUCGAGAGCCGGGACAUGCAGCGAAAAUGGCGGCGUGGAAAGUCGAACAGAGGAGGCACAGUUUCCAGCGGCCAGUGCUCUAAGGCAGUCGCCUCUGAUGCAGCACUGCCCCCUGCGCGGUGCUCCUAAAUGUCCACCAGCGUCCAAAAGAUACCGCACCCACGACGGCACUUGCAACAACCUUCACCGUCCACGAUGGGGCUCAACUAUGACCCCUGUUCAACGAUUUAUCCCUCCCUCAUACUCAGACGACCUACAGGCUCCACGGCGAUCAGUCACAGGCAUGAGGCUCCCUUCAGCGCGGGAGAUCAGCUCGCUAAUCCACCAGAGCGAGAAUGUUGAGAAUCUAGGGAUAACCCACUUGUUGAUGCAGUGGGGCCAGUUCUUGGACCACGAUGUUACAUCAUCUUCACAAUCAAGGGGGUUCAAUGGAUCGGUGCCGCGAUGUUGCAAAGAUGGCGGACGUGAUUUUAUCCCAAGAGAAUUUAUGCAUCCAGAAUGCUUUCCCAUCCCAGUACCACCAUCAGACCCGUUCUACGGACCUCGUGGUAUCAGAUGCCUGGACUUUAUAAGAUCUUCCCCGGCGCCUCGCGACGACUGCGCGCUCGGCUGGCGAGAGCAACUGAACCAAGUCUCUGCGUAUAUCGACGGUUCACCUUUGUAUGGAAGUUCCGCGAGGCAAUCCGACAAUCUAAGACUUUUUAGAAAUGGAAUGCUCCAAUACGGCCGGGUCCAGCAACGUCGUCCACUACUCCCGCCUGAGCGUAAAGACGAGCUGUGUCGCGGAGGGGCGGUCUCCACUGACUGCUUCAAGUCUGGAGACGCGAGGGUUAACGAACAUCCUGGACUUGUUGCCGCACAUAUAGUUUGGUUACGACAACACAACAGAAUGGCUCAAGAACUGGCUCAUUUAAACCCACACUGGAGCGAUGAAAAGAUUUAUCAAGAAACGCGAAAGAUCGUCGGAGCUAUGCUACAGCACAUCACCUAUAGAGAAUUUUUACCAAUCGUUUUAGGUUCCGAAGUCAUUCGUCUCUUCGACCUAGAUCUUCUAUCCAAAGGAUACUUUAAAGAAUACAAUCCAAAAAUCAACCCCAGUCCGGCUAGCUCAUUUGGCUCUGCAGCUUUUCGAUUCGGCCACAGCUUAGUUCAAUCAUCGAUGGUUCGAUUCGAUAGCUUCCACAGGCCAAUGACCAACAAUGUCUCCCUUCACGAUGAGCUUACAAAUCCAUCAAAUAUCUGGAGCAUAGGAGCAGUAGACAGACUUCUGUUAGGCAUGGUGAACCAACCGAUCCAACACCGCGAUGAAUUCAUCACAGACGAACUCACGAACCACUUAUUUCAAACUCCACAAAUAGAUUUUGGGAUGGAUUUGGCUGCAAUUAACAUUCAGAGAGGCAGAGAUCAUGGCGUACCGUCGUACACUACUUGGAGAGAGCCAUGUGGAUUGUCGGUUAUUGAAGAUUUUGAAGACCUUUUCAGAGUAAUGCCUGAGCGAGCAGCUAAGAAAUUGCAACUCAUAUAUAGACAUGUCGAUGACAUUGAUUUAUUCACGGGAGGGAUGGCAGAAAGACCAGUAGUCGGUGGAUUAGUGGGGCCAACAUUUGCGUGCAUCAUAGCACAACAAUUUUCCAAUUUACGUAAAGGCGAUCGGUUUUGGUAUGAAAAUGGCGGAUUUGACUCGUCGUUCACUCCUGCACAAUUACAGCAAAUUCGAAGGAUAUCUUUCGCUCAAGUUCUUUGCCGCACUUUAGACACAAUUGACACCAUUCAACCUUUUGUUUUCUUGUCACCCGCAAAUCCCGACAACAACAGAAUAUCUUGUCUGAACGGUUUACUUAACAAUUUUGACCUAUCUCCCUGGAUAGAAAUUGACUCUGACUCUAAUAAUAUUAGAACUGCUGACGAUGAGGAUUCACCUACUACAAGCACUGAAAAACCAAAACGUACUAAACCAACCACGACGACAAAAAGACCGAACACCACCAAAAAACCUCACAAGGGUAUUAAUAAAGAUGCUCAAAUUAUACGGGCACCUAGUAAAAUUAACACGACUAAGACUUCUGACAAGACUUCAAAACAAAAUACAACAAAUGACGCUGACGAUGACUUGACUAAUGACAACACGACUUUAUCUGAAAAACACGUGACAAAUACUAACAAGACUGUACUAAUUGAUGAUAAACUGGACUUUAAAAACAAAAGCCGACGUUACGAUGACCCUGACAUUAUCAACCCGCGACAAAAUAGACCGAAUAAAUAUGACGACUAUGAAUAUGACGACGAUGACACACAAAGCGUUCAAUCCGUAGUAAUAAACAAUGUACACCAUAAAAGACCCUACAACAGACCAGUUAUUACAGUUACUGAAAAUACUAACAAAUACACUUACUUGAUCAAUUAUGUCCCAAGACCGACAGAAUCAUGGAGACAAACAACAAGAAAAACCCACGACAGAGAUGUAGUUAAAGUGACUUAUCAGACUUAUGACGACACAUAUAGAAGACCUAACAAACCUUACUAUUAUAAAAAACGCGACAAUAAUGACAAUGAGAAUGACUACCAAAGUAGACCUACUACUGUCAAAGAUAUCCUCUAUUAUUCUGCGCGGUCUAAUGACGCAACUGACAAAACUACAACAAAUUCUAAAACUAUUGACAAGUCUGACAUUGCUUUUAGUUCUACAACAGACAGUAAUUUGUACAAAUUAGUGACAUUUGGAUACGUAGGAAGUUAUAAAGGACAAAAAAAUGACAAAACCAAUGAUAAAAAGACUACGAAAGAAGACACCCAACCUAAGAUCACCGACUUAAAUAUUGACUCAACUGACCUUACACUAGACAAAACUGACAUAAAUAAAAAACGACAUGAAUCAUUAAACAAAGACUUUACAACUGACGGUAUCAAAACAGACAAAUAUGAAGACGGUAAUAAUAUUAAACUAUCGACUUUCUAUCUAUACGAAACGGCUACUAAACCGUACCCUUUACACAGACCAACAAGACGUAACGAUGAUGAAAUUAUACCUAAUUACUCAAAAAACAACGUAAAAUAUUAUUAUGUUCGAAAUGUUUUACAUAAAUAUUCUGACAAUAAAACUGUAGAAACCGCAAAAUCCGACACUAACAUGAAAACGGACAUUAAAGUACCUGUACACAAACCAAAAGUUCCUAACAUAAAUAUAGAAGAAAGGUCCUCAGUAAACAAAUUAGCGGCUUUAGAUGAUGUUGAAUCCAAAUCGAAAAAUACUAAUAGGCAGCGCAUCAAAACGAAAAAACCUGUUAGUUCAGCAAAAACACCUUCUGUGGCAUUUCAAGUUAUACCCAGCGAAAAUAGUCCAACCCUUUGGGCGGUGUAUGAAGAAAAUGCAGAUCUACCAGAGAUAUUACCACACAAGAUGCCCAUGGUUAAAACCGAUCCACACGCAUUAGAAGAAAUACCUCGACCAAUAAAUUUGAAUGGUUUUAGAAGACGCCGACCAGGGAAAUCUUAAAUUGUAAAUCUUUCAAAAUUGGAUUCAAACUAACCUACAUUUACAAACUAACAGUAUUUUGUAUAUGCUCCAUUUUGUGAAUUGUUGGAAGCAAAAAUCUCAUUACAAUGACAAUAUAUUGAUAACUGACAAUUUUAUUUUUUACUGAUUUAUAAUGUUAUAUACAUCAAUUGAUAUUGAUCAUCAUAUUGAUCAUCAUAUUGAUCUAUCAAUAUGAUGAUCAAUAUCAAUUGACGUAUAUAACAUGUCUACAUGGUAUAUAACUAUGUCUACAUAGUACAACAAUAACAUGCCACUAACCAUGACAUGACAGUUAUUAGUAAUAUUAACCAUUUGAAAAAAAAUACAUAAUUUUCUGAGCUUAUCAGUUGCAAAUAAAAAAUUAUGUCAUAAUUUAAAUAAUCUUUAAUAACAUAAAUGAUCUCUGACACAACAAUUUGCAUAGUUAAAGUAAUGUACCAAAUUACAUAUGUGACUGAUUUAUAACAAAUCUCCACAAAAUUACAUUUUAGUGGGUUAAAGACAAUAACACUUAAUAAGUAUAAUAAUUAGUAAAGACAAAUUACAAGUUUUAUUUUUCUGACAUAAUGACUUGAUUUUUGAUAGACAUAACUUAUGACUGUUUUUUUAAGUAUAAUUAAUUUAAUAUUUUAAAUUACACAUAAUUUAUUUAUGUAUGGUUACAUAAGAAGUAUUUACUAAAAGCUUAAAUUUAGUUAACAAUAUCACUAUAAUAAAUGUUGGAUCAUAUUAUUAUGUAUUAAUUUAUGAUUUAAUCAAUAUUAAUAUUAUAUCCCUCAUAAUGAAACAAACCACCGAAAAUUAAAAUAUUGCACAUUUCCUGUCAAAAUUAUAGUUUUAAGUACAUAAUAAAAUAAUAAAUAUGAGUACUUACAUAAAAAUCAAGAUUUAUUUUUAAAACCCAAUAGGUAUUUACAAUAUAUAUUGAUUAUAAGUAUUGUUUAUACUUUGUACUAGUUUUCUGUAAUAAUGUUUCAGAUGAUAAUAAAUAUCUUUAAAUUUUAAA
Manduca sexta (tobacco hornworm) is the source of this 4776-nucleotide messenger RNA. RefSeq names its product chorion peroxidase. Lineage: Eukaryota; Metazoa; Arthropoda; Insecta; Lepidoptera; Sphingidae. Gene Ontology annotation, molecular function: heme binding; peroxidase activity. Bases 354 to 3749 code for a protein of 1131 amino acids. The transcript is spliced from 11 exons. Gene Ontology annotation, biological process: response to oxidative stress. The record is from RefSeq and is a predicted model, not a curated record.